AUGGCUGAAGAAUCCACCAUUCCCCAAGCCCAAGUGGCAUCGAUUGUCACGCCCAUCAACCUCAUCCUCUUCUCGCUGUUCCUGAUCAUCKUAUACAUGCGCUUGCGACCAAACAAGAAGGCCAUCACCCUCCUUGCAGCCCCUCCGCCAACUGUCUUCAAAACCUUUACGCCGCCGCAACUGUUGCCCUUCAAUGGCUUGAACAGCAUGCCGGUCUACUUGGCUGUGCGUGGAAAGAUCUUCGAUGUCAGCUCCGGCCGUAACUUCUACGGUCCGGGAGGUCCAUACCAGAACUUUGCCGGGCGAGACGCGUCCCGAGGCCUCGCAUGUGGCAGCUUCGAUGCAGAGAUGCUGACAGAGGACCUUAAUGGCCCUCUGGACAAGCUUGAGGAUCUAGGUGGUGAGGAGAUGGAGGCUCUCGCUGGUUGGGAGGCCCGCUUCAACGAGAAGUACCUCGUUGUGGGAAAACUGGUGCCUGUAGGUCAUCCUGAAGCCGAGCCGGAUGAGAAGGCAUCGUGA
Molecule: messenger RNA, 519 nt
Organism: Ramularia collo-cygni
Lineage: Eukaryota; Fungi; Ascomycota; Dothideomycetes; Mycosphaerellales; Mycosphaerellaceae
Product: probable DNA damage response protein (Dap1)
Exons: 3
Coding region: 1-519 (172 amino acids)
Cellular component (GO): membrane; endomembrane system
Source: RefSeq, a predicted model, not a curated record